Messenger RNA from Esox lucius (northern pike), 2540 nucleotides. It is a transcript of the gene sdha, whose product is annotated as succinate dehydrogenase complex, subunit A, flavoprotein (Fp). The record is from RefSeq and is a predicted model, not a curated record. Gene Ontology annotation, molecular function: flavin adenine dinucleotide binding; succinate dehydrogenase (quinone) activity; electron transfer activity. Bases 57 to 2042 code for a protein of 661 amino acids. Lineage: Eukaryota; Metazoa; Chordata; Actinopteri; Esociformes; Esocidae. The transcript has 15 exons. Gene Ontology annotation, biological process: mitochondrial electron transport, succinate to ubiquinone; tricarboxylic acid cycle.
UGUCACUGAGGUUUGGUAACGCAGAUUCCUAGACGAAGCAAGCGCCAAUCGUCAUCAUGGCUGCGGUGUGUAUUGCCUCCCGUGUCCUGACUAAAAAGGUCCUGUCAUCUAAAGCGCUACCUGCAGUAUCCCAGAGUUCCAGGAAGCUCCACUUCUCAAUUUAUGGAAAAAGCAAUGCUAAAGUGUCAGAUGGUAUCUCCACACAGUACCCAGUGGUAGACCAUGAGUUUGACGCAGUGGUUGUGGGUGCUGGUGGGGCAGGACUGCGUGCUGCUUUUGGCCUGUCUGAGGCUGGCUUCAACACAGCCUGUGUUACUAAGCUGUUUCCCACCAGGUCGCAUACAGUGGCUGCACAGGGUGGGAUCAAUGCAGCCCUUGGGAACAUGGAGAAUGAUGAUUGGAGAUGGCACUUCUAUGACACAGUGAAGGGAUCUGAUUGGCUGGGAGACCAAGACGCGAUCCACUACAUGACAGAGCAGGCCCCACAUGCUGUGGUAGAGCUGGAGAACUUUGGCAUGCCCUUCAGCCGUACCGACGAUGGCAAGAUCUACCAGAGGGCUUUCGGAGGUCAGAGUCUGAAAUAUGGCAAAGGAGGACAGGCCCACAGGUGCUGCUGUGUGGCUGACCGAACUGGCCACUCCCUCCUACACACACUCUACGGACGGUCUCUGAGGUACGACACCAGUUACUUCGUGGAGUACUUUGCCCUGGACCUGCUGAUGGAGGAUGGGGAGUGCAAGGGAGUGAUUGCCCUGUGUAUGGAGGAUGGGUCCAUCCACCGCUUCCGGUCCAAGAACACAGUCAUCGCCACAGGAGGCUAUGGCCGUACCUACUUCAGCUGCACGUCGGCCCACACCAGCACAGGAGACGGUAACGCCAUGGUGACCCGCGCUGGCCUGCCCUGCCAGGACCUGGAGUUUGUCCAGUUUCACCCCACAGGUAUAUAUGGAGCUGGCUGUCUGAUCACCGAGGGUUGCCGUGGUGAGGGUGGAAUCCUAAUCAACAGUGAGGGCGAGCGCUUCAUGGAGCGCUAUGCCCCCAACGCCAAAGACCUAGCCUCCAGAGACGUUGUGUCUCGCUCCAUCACCAUCGAGAUCCGAGAGGGCAGGGGAUGUGGCCCAGAGAAGGACCAUGCGUAUCUGCAGCUUCACCAUCUCCCCCCACAGCAGCUGGCCACACGCCUGCCUGGCAUCUCUGAGACUGCCAUGAUCUUUGCUGGCGUGGACGUCACCAAAGAACCCAUCCCUGUCCUGCCCACUGUCCACUACAACAUGGGUGGGAUCCCCACUAACUACAAAGGACAGGUCAUCACUCACACGCCUGAGGAGGGGGACAAGGUGGUGCCUGGGCUGUUUGCCUGCGGUGAGGCUGCCUGUGCCAGUGUCCAUGGAGCUAACCGCCUAGGAGCCAACUCCCUGCUGGACCUUGUGGUGUUUGGGCGGGCCUGCGCUCACACAAUCACUGACAUCUGCACUCCAGGAGAGAAGCUCUCCCCCCUGAAGCCCAACGCAGGAGAAGAGUCUGUGGCCAACCUGGACCGGUUGAGGUUUGCUAACGGCUCCCUGAGGACCUCCGAGAUCAGACUUAACAUGCAGAAGACCAUGCAGAACCACGCCGCUGUGUUCCGUACCGGCAAGGUUCUGAAGGAGGGAUGUGACAAGAUGGACGCCGUCUACCAGACAUUGGAUGACAUCAAGACCUUUGACAGAGGCAUUGUGUGGAACACUGACCUGGUGGAGACCCUUGAGCUGCAGAACCUCAUGCUGAAUGCCGUGCAGACUAUCAACUCUGCCGAGCAGCGCCAGGAGAGCAGAGGAGCCCACUCCAGAGAGGACUUUAAGGACCGUGAGGAUGAGUAUGACUAUACAAAGCCUUUAGCAGGACAGCAAAGGAAGCCUAUAGAGCAGCACUGGAGGAAACACACCUUGUCCACUGUAGAUCCUAAGACUGGGAAGGUAACUCUAAAAUACAGGCCAGUUAUUGACAACUCACUGGAUGCUGAGGACUGUGCUGCUGUUCCACCCGCUAUUCGUUCCUAUUAAGCCCUGCGUACCGAUGUGAUGCCACUCAACUUUUAUUUAUGAUCAGAAGUUGCGUUUUCAGUUAUGCUUUACAAGACGUUGCGACCAUAUUCUCAUUUUCUCCUAUUACUCAUAUUAUAUCAUUGAACUGGGAUAUUUGUCUGAUAAUGAACAUUACUGUAAACUUACGUAAAUUAUGCGAACUUGAGCAUUUUUGCGUUUACUGUAAACAUCCACCACAAUCGCUAUAGUUCUUACAAGCAAAUAAAUACAUAUUUAAUAUUUAAAUAUUGAAUUUUUGUAAAAAGAUGUUAAGAGCAGUCACAUUUGAGGAAGGAAAAAAAAACCCUGCAUGUUUAAGAUCCUGACAAUACUCAAUUUCUUCAUUCUGUGGCCUUUAAUGGUUAAAGAGAAUCACAUUUCUCAGCUUUGUGGGAAGUUUUGUUGAUUGUGGACGCUUGAUGUUUUAUAGGUCCUAUCUUCCAAUAUGCUCAAAUAAACAAAAGCUUUCCUUUCUGA